Molecule: messenger RNA, 1470 nt
Organism: Mercenaria mercenaria
Lineage: Eukaryota; Metazoa; Mollusca; Bivalvia; Venerida; Veneridae
Product: beta-lactamase domain-containing protein 2-like
Exons: 8
Coding region: 59-1363 (434 amino acids)
Source: RefSeq, a predicted model, not a curated record
UUUGAAAAAUCAUUGAACUAAAUUUCAUACUGGAUUUUUUGUCAGUUUUUUAUUCAUUAUGGGAUUACUAAGAUAUGGAUUAAUAUUAUGUUUCGUGUUAGUUACUUAUUACUAUUCGAGGAGAAUAUUUGAGGAGAAAAGACCCUUAGUUUUGGAUGGAUAUUACCAUCCAGAUUUCAAACAACUCGCAGAUGUGUUCAGGCAAAAUUUACAAACUGGUAAGGAACAAGGCGGUUCCUUUGCGGCCUACCACAAUGGCAAAUGCGUGUUCAAUAUGUGGGGUGGGUAUGCAGACGACGAAGCUGUACGACCCUGGGACAAGAAUACACUAACGAUGGCGUUUUCUGCCUCCAAGGGCAUAGCUGCAAUCACUGCUGCCAAAAUGGUUGACCUGGGAUACCUGGACUACAAAAGACCAGUUGUCGACUACUGGCCUGAGUUUGGACAGAAAGAUAAAGAAAACAUCACCGUAGAAAUGCUUCUAAGCCAUCAAGCUGGUCUACCGUUACUAGACGAGAACUUGCAUUUACGGGAUAUUAUAGACAAUCCUGAUAAAGUUGAAAGGGUUCUUGCUGCCCAGGGCACAGUCUGGCCGGCAGGGUCAGAGUUUGGGUAUCAUGGGGUUACUUAUGGUCUGUAUGUGGAUACACUGGUGCGGAAAGCUGAUCCACAAGGUAGAGAUGUUGCACGGGUUUUCCGUGAGGAAAUUGCAGAACCUUUUGAACUUGACGCAUUUAUCAAUACACCUAAAGAAGAGUUUUAUCGAGCCGCUCGACUAAACACCCAACCCCUAUGGGAGAUGCUAUUGGAGACCCUAUUGUCACCAAGAUAUUUCCCGAUUCUUGGUCACUAUAUUCUUUUUCCGGACUCACUACUGGUCAACGUCGCCAAGGCCGUCGUUGAAUUUACUAUGGACAUGUCGGUAUUCAACAACCCAGAUUUACGCGAGGUUCCCCUUACAUCUGCUACGGUGACCAGCACCGCAAAUGGAUUAGGAAAAUUGUACGGAAUCCUUGCAAACGGAGGCGCUACGAAGGGUAAGAUACUUCUUCACGCGGAGCAGGUACAGAAAUUAGCCACACCUUUGGUACAAGGAACUGACAGUGUUAUAAAGCAAGAAGGCUCUAUAUUUGGACCAGGGACAGGGAUGGUGAAGAAUCCAAAGGGUCAACUUAUGUACGGUCAUACUGGACACGGGGGCCAAGUGGGCAUGGCAGAUCCCACAAAUAAGCUGGGCUUCAUGUAUCUGACCAAUCAUAUAUCCAUCUACGGUCUCGGAGAUGACCCACGUUAUCUUGACCUUGAGAAUACAUUAUAUAAGUGCUUGGAUAACUUUGUAAAGAAUAACAAUAAAUAUACAUAAACAAAUUAGACUGUAGUUAAUUUCAGCUUGAAUGUAAUAAUUUUAGAAAACAAAUAGAAAAAAAAUCUAACAACUUGUGUUACACUCAAUGGCAGUUUCGUGCAUUU